This is a messenger RNA of Siniperca chuatsi (mandarin fish), 4563 nucleotides long. Its product is annotated as seizure protein 6 homolog. Gene Ontology annotation, biological process: synapse maturation; regulation of dendrite development. Bases 299 to 3367 code for a protein of 1022 amino acids. NCBI's taxonomy places the organism in Eukaryota, Metazoa, Chordata, Actinopteri, Centrarchiformes, Sinipercidae. The transcript is spliced from 18 exons. The record is from RefSeq and is a predicted model, not a curated record. Gene Ontology annotation, cellular component: dendritic spine; endoplasmic reticulum; dendritic shaft.
UGCUGAAGCCUCGGCUGCCUUGUCUCUCCAUGUGCCGACUGCUCACACAGCCAGGAAUCCGCUUCCUGAGCGUCCAAAUUAAAAAGGGACCUCCGCAUUUCGCUUGAUAAUUCUCAUCUGUCUUCACUCUGCGAAUUAUAAAGGAAGUGCAACAGCAAGCCGCACGGCUCUGUUUGCUUUUUGCAGGCGUUAAAAUUCUCGCUUUGCUUGUUUUUGUUUUUAAGCCCUGGAAGUAUUCUUUUUCAACACAAGGACGUGUUCUGUAGCUACGCGAAGAGCGACCUCGACUUCACUAGACAUGUGUAUGAGACAAGACUGUCAGUUCAAGACCCUCUUCGCGGUUUUGUUUCUGGCUGCUGCCAUGGCCAAAAUACAUGGACAAGGUCCAAAGGAAAGUAACGGACUCAGUAAGAGGACGCUGGGCCCAGACAGGGACUCAUCAUCACAGGACACAGAGAGCGAAGUGCACUCUGUCACCACGGCCUCGCCAAUGAACAUCCCCAACCACCAGCCUGUUCUCAAGGGCCUGCUGCUUCAUGAGCACCUACUUACAAGGGACUUCCAGGGGGACCAGCACUUUUUUAGGAGGGAUGGCUCUUUGGCUGCAUAUUCCACCAUGCCAGGCUCUGUGUCUGCCUCAGAUGCAGGAGACCCUGUUACCCAGCUGGUGCCCCAUGAAGAUUCCCCAGCCUUCUCAGACAUUGCCACUACUGCCACUGCAGCUGCCACCUCCCCACUGACCACAUUUUCUCCGACAACACCAAGGCCGCCCAUGUCUCUCUCUGAAAAGAAGUCUUCAAAGGAGAAGACCAGGGGGACAGACAAGGUAGAGCCAACAACAGACUCCCUCACCACCCAAGUGACACCAAUAAAGAGAGGUUCAGUCAGUGAAAACAACCCAGUGGCUUCCCAGUCCUCACAGAGAAGUCGGCCUCACAGUUGGAGUGCUUUUCCUGCAGAGACCACUUUUGCACCCUCCUCAAUGAGGAUGGGGAAAGGGGAAGCUAGGGAGACAGCACUGAAAAACAAAACCAGCCCUGAUCGUCCGCUUCCUGACCUAACUUCAGCAUCCCGAGAAGAAGGUACCAUCACAACGUCCACAACCGUUAUCACAACUACCACCAUCACCACCAUGCAAACAGCAGAGCCAUGCAGUCUGAAUUUCACUGACCCUGAAGGUAACAUCGAAAUCCUGCAGCAACUUGACUCUGGAGUGGAGUGUAACUACUUGAUUACUGUCUACCUUGGAUAUGGCAUUGAGGUUCAGGUGCUAAAUGUGAGUGUGUUGGAGGGAGAGCAGGUGACAGUGGAGGAUACGGGUGGCCGAGAACCAUUCAUCCUUGCCAAUGAGUCAGUAUUGAUGAGGGGCCUCGUACUACGCAGCUGGAGCAACCAGAUAUCUAUCCGAUUUCGCAGUGACCAACAGCAAAACUCUGGGUUCCUCUUGCUGCAUUACCAAGCCUUUGUGCUGAGCUGUGCAUUUCCCGAAGAGCCUGCUGGGGGAGAAGUUUCUGUGACGCACCUCCAUGCUGGCGGAGAAGCCUACUUCCACUGUUUCACCGGCUACAAAUUGCAAGGCUCCAAAAUGCUCACCUGUCGCAAUGCAACCACACCUUACUGGAGUGGGAAAGAGCCCCGAUGUGUGGUAUCCUGUGGGGGAAUGAUAAAAAAUGCCACCUAUGGUCGCAUUGUCUCUCCUGGUUUCCCUGGCAACUACAGCAACAAUCUGACGUGCCACUGGGUCCUGGAGGCCCCUGAAGGCCAUCGGCUUCACAUUCACUUUGAGAAGGUGGCUCUGGCAGAGGAUGAUGACAGGCUGCUGAUUAAGAAUGGCAACAACAUAGACUCUCCCCCUGUUUAUGACUCCUAUGAGGUCGAGUAUUUGCCCAAUGAGGGUGUGCUCAGUACUGGACGUUACUUGUUUAUAGAGUUCACCACAGAUGGAACAAUGACCUCCACUGGUGCAGCCAUCAGAUACGAAGCUUUUGCGAAAGGUAUGUGCUAUGAGCCCUUUGUGAAGUAUGGCAACUUCAGCAGCAGCGACUCCACCUACAGUGUGGGUGCAGUGGUUGAAUUCUCAUGUGACCCUGGCUACACGCUGGAGCAAGGCUCUGUAGUGAUUGAGUGUGUGGACACUCAAAAUCCACAGUGGAAUGAGACGGAGCCGGCUUGUAGGGCUGUGUGCAGCGGAGAGAUCACAGACUCUGCCGGUGUGGUGCUGUCUCCUAAUUGGCCUGAGGCCUAUGACAAGGGGCAGGACUGCAUCUGGGGUAUCCAUGUGGAAGAGGACAAGAGGAUCAUGCUUGACAUCCAAGUUCUCCAUGUUGGUAAGAAUGACCUGCUGACCUUCUAUGACGGUGAUGACCUGACAGCGAACAUCCUGGGCCAAUACAGUGGCACACGGCCACACUUCAAGCUCUAUACCUCCAUGGCUGAUGUCACUAUUCAAUUUCAGUCAGAUCCUGCCACCAACAUCUAUGGUUACAACAAUGGCUUUGUGGUCCACUUCUUUGAAGUGCCGAGGAACGACACCUGCUCUGAGCUGCCAGAGAUCACCAACGGCUGGAAGAGCACGUCCCACCCUGACCUCAUCCACGGCACCGUCGUCACCUACCAGUGUUACCCUGGAUAUGAGCUGGUAGGCUCUGAGAUCCUCAUGUGCCAGUGGGAUCUCACUUGGAGCGGUGAUGUUCCAAGAUGUGAGGAAGUUAUGACAUGUCAGGACCCUGGAAAUGUGGAGCACAGUCAUAAGAUGAUCACAGGCAGCCGUUUCACCGUUGGAUCGUCAGUGCAGUUUAUCUGUAAUAAAGGCUACAUCCUGUCUGGCAGCAGCCUCCUCACCUGCUACAACCGAGAUUCAGCCACACCCAAGUGGAGCGAGAGGCUGCCCAAGUGUGUCCCUGAAAAGUAUGAGCCAUGCAGGAACCCUGGCGCUGCCUCCACCAGUGUGCAGAGCUCUGAAAAGGCGUUUUAUCAAGCAGGAGAGAUUUUGACCUUCUCCUGCCACUCAGGCUACGAGCUGCAGGGUGAGGCCACCAUCUACUGUAUCCCUGGACACCCGUCACAGUGGAAUAGCACUCCCCCCGCCUGCAGAGCAUCCUCAACCCAGUAUGUGAACGAACGCAGGCUAGAUGUUGUUAAUAUGGAUUAUAGCAUGGAGGGAACCAAUAUUGCUCUUGCAGUUUUUAUUCCAACUGCAAUCAUCUUGGUGGUUGUCCUUGGGAUUUACGUCUACUUUGCAAAACUCCAAGGGAAGUCUAUCAGAAUGCCUACAUCCUCGCCACCGUAUGACAACAUGACAGAAGAGUCAGCUUUUGACAACCCUAUAUAUGAGAGCGGACACUGGCAUUCUCAUUCUAGAUACUAAACCCUGUCACUGUCCAUUUUGGCUGUACUGCUGAAGAACUAUGAGGACAAAUGAAAAAGAUUAAGAGGUGUCCAUUUAGAGACCUUAAAGCAAGAAUUGCUCAAGCUUUGCCUUUUGGGACCCUCUCUGCACUGUUCAUCUCUUCGUCCAACUGUUUUGUUCCCAAAUGAUUUCUUUAAAUUUUUCCAUUGUGUGGAUUACUGUAAAUAUAUCUUUCUUUUCAUGCUCAAAUCUGUGAAUCUGUGGAUCACCAUGGUGAUAUUUUUAUAAAGUAAAUUGCUGAUGACCGUUGGUGAUGUUUUUGAGUACUUUUUGAUGCCCUACGCCAGUAGCAAUUAGAAACUGAGGGAAAUGGUGCUUUGAUUGUUGAGAUCUGUUGGACACAAAUUCCCCAUCACCCAACAUUCUUUGAAAAUUUGCCAUCAUUACUUUCUUUUCUUUGUGUGUAUUGGUCUGCUAUUUGUAAAUAAACUGCCUGUCAAAUAUGAGUGCCUCACGACUGACUAUAACCUGAGAAAUCAUCAGUCAAUGUGAAAAUGUUUGUAAAACCGAAUCUUUUGUUUUAUUAUUUUGCACAUGUAGGCCUGACAUUCUUAGCACUCCACACUGUGUACAGUCUUUUCCAUCAUACAGUUUCUCUUCACGAGACAAAAACAAAUGAUGCCGGAUAUUUUCCUACUAGCUGUGGUUCCAACUGCAUAUAGCCUCAGAGGAUUUCUCAGAUACAUGUUUUCAUAUGGGACCCAUCAGCUAUGCAUAAAGUUCUAUUCUUAUGUCACACUGUACACUCUGCCUCAAAGGAUAAGUAGCAAUUUGUUAAUUUGUGUAUGUGGUUGCACCUCAGCAUUAGCAGACCCUGAGAUAAAACCCAGUGAUAGCCUACAGUAAACACAGCAGUUAACUUACUGAUGCAUGCUGUUGAGUCAAACAUCAGAUCGAUUCCUGCGUUGCAAAUCAACAAUUAAAACUGUACAGUGUGCAAAAUGGAUCUUUAUGUAACAGACUGGUUUUUACUUUGGGUCACAUUGUGCUUGUGUUAAAUUUGUAAAUAGACCUCAUAUCCUUUGUGCAUAUCCUUUAUACUCUAACAAAUCUUUCUUUCAACAUCACAGCUGGUGCAACCACAGCCAGGAAACCAAAUCACCUUCAAAUAUCUAUAACCCUCUGAUUAAUAAUAAAAUUAAUUGUUGUUUAAA